Molecule: messenger RNA, 510 nt
Organism: Malurus melanocephalus (red-backed fairy wren)
Lineage: Eukaryota; Metazoa; Chordata; Aves; Passeriformes; Maluridae
Gene: TCF24
Product: transcription factor 24
Exons: 2
Coding region: 19-510 (163 amino acids)
Biological process (GO): developmental process; regulation of transcription by RNA polymerase II
Molecular function (GO): RNA polymerase II transcription regulatory region sequence-specific DNA binding; DNA-binding transcription factor activity, RNA polymerase II-specific; protein dimerization activity
Source: RefSeq, a predicted model, not a curated record
GUGCCGGAGAAGUCACCGAUGGACUGUAAGCAUUUAGCCGAGAGCGGCGAGAUCUCCAGCCCGGGCUCAGAGCCCGACUCCCUGGUGCCUUCGGCCGGCAGCAAUCCCUGCCUGCCCUUGUCGGCCGGGCCGCGGGCUGGAGCCGCUCCGGGCCGCCCCGCCGCCGCCAACGCCGCCCGGGAGCGCAGCCGGGUGCAGACCCUGCGCCACGCCUUCCUCGAGCUGCAGAAGACUCUGCCCUCCGUGCCGCCCGACACCAAGCUCUCCAAGCUGGACGUGCUCCUCCUGGCCACCACCUACAUCGCACACCUCACCCGCAGCCUGCAGGAUGAGGAAGAGCCACCGGCAGAGGGCUUGGGCACCCUCCGUGGGGAUGGAUACUUGCACCCUGUCAAGAAGUGGCCCAUGCGUUCCAGGUUGUACAUUGGAGCCACGGGACAGUUUCUGACCCACUCRGCACAAGGAGACAGCGCAAACCAUGGGGAAACAUCAACAUCUUCACAGAUCUAA